CACUUGCGCCAUGGAUCGUCAGCGUUAGAGGCACAGAUCAAAGAUUUUGUGAAAGACAUACAGUCCGAGCUCGACAAGCCUGGCAUCAACUCUUUCGGGAUUGGUGAUUUCAAAGCUCCGAAAGUCCUAGGGGACAUUCUAGAAUCUAUAGCCGGUGCAAUAUUUCUCGACACUGGUCUGGCCGCUGAUGAAGUCUGGAAGGUCUUCGAGCGCUUGCUCGAGCCAAUGGUAACUCCAGACACCUUGCCGGUUCAUCCCGUGAGAGAACUCCAAGAGAGAUGCCAGCAGCAAGCCGAGGGACUGGAAUACCGGGCCUCGAGAGAAGGAAGCAUUGCGACAGUGGAGGUGUUCGUGGAUGGCGUCCAGAUUGGCUGCGCACAGAACACACAGAAGAAGAUGGCGCAAAAGCUGGCUGCAAGGAACGCGUUGGCGGCGCUCAAGGAGAGGGACUCGCUUGAGGAAGAGAGCAACAAGGUGACCAAGAUGGAGAACGACAAGGCCAACGCUUUCACAAGGCAGACGCUCAACGACAUUUGCUUACAGCGGCAGUGGCCAAUGCCGCAGUACAGGCUGCUGAGCGAGAGUGGACCGGCGCAUGCCAAGAGAUUUACUUACACAGUGCGUGUAAAUACGAGGGAGCGCGGAUGGACUGACGAAUGCGAAGGCCAGGCGAUGCCCAGCAUGAAGAAAGCAAAGGACUCGGCGGCCUUGGUUUUGCUAGAGGUACUCAAACAGUGGGACGACAUAAAGGCACCCCUCAAGCCCUAAUUUUUAAAAAUUUAAAUUCAAAUAAGAAUAUGCUCUCCUAAAA
Messenger RNA from Selaginella moellendorffii, 811 nucleotides. Its product is annotated as endoribonuclease Dicer homolog 1. Lineage: Eukaryota; Viridiplantae; Streptophyta; Lycopodiopsida; Selaginellales; Selaginellaceae. Gene Ontology annotation, biological process: siRNA processing. The transcript has 4 exons. Gene Ontology annotation, molecular function: ribonuclease III activity; RNA binding. The record is from RefSeq and is a predicted model, not a curated record. Gene Ontology annotation, cellular component: cytoplasm; nucleus. The annotation marks the transcript as partial.